AUGUCGAUGAACGCGACGGAGCUAUUUCUCCCGACGACGGAAUUCCCGGAGGAUCUCUAUAAGAUCGCUGAGUUUCGAUUCGGUUACCGUUCGAUAAGGGCUGCCAUCAAUGUCCUUGCCAUUAUCCUGUCUGCGCUCAUACUCGUGUCGAGUGGGUGGUUGAAGAGGCCGGCGAGCCCGCUUUUCAUCUUGAACCUCCACGUUCUCUUGAUAAACAUCUCCAUAGCAUUCAUUCAAAUCCUCUUCUAUGUUGAAACCGUAGCGAUCGUCAAGUUUAAUGAGACGGAGUAUCAUUGCACCGCUCUAUUUGCUCAAUUCGUUGCUGCAUCAGCUUUUUUCGUGGCCUCCUUGAAUCUACUCACGGUGGGCACCAUACACGCGAUCGAACUCUUCAGACCCUUGAUCUGGGUAAAUUCCAACAUGCUGUCAAAGCGUCGAGCCUUCGGAGUUAUAGCCCUUGAAUGGGUAGGGGCCAUUCUCUUCUUCACCUACUUCUACCUGCCUCGAACCGGUUUUUCGAGCACGGCGUGCCGGACGCAUUCCGUGGAAGUGUUCGACAGCGACGCUCUCCUCAUCAUCACGUCGGUUGUGACGGCUCCGUUCGGCGUGUCUUGGAUCCUCUACUGUGUUCUGAUAGUGUCUCUGUGCUGCCGACCCCGGUACACGGAGGUUUCCCGGAAGCAUUUCUAUACCUCGCUUUGUAUACUGAUAACAUUCAGCUUCGGUUUUCUGCCAGAUUUGGUUUUCGCGAUUUUAUUCUGUGAGCAUUGUCCGCUCUACGAGUCUGAUUGGGAUCGAUAUUAUCUAAUUAUGGCAGGAGAUAUGGCGAGAACAACUCUCAUGACAACGAAAUUCAUACUGGAUCCAAUCAUUUACAUCUGGAGGAGUUGGGAGGUUCGCGCAGAUUUGCAGGACACGAUAUGUGGAUGCGGGAGCGACAAAAGGCGAGUCGAAUCGCCAGAAAACGGCCGUUCGAUCUCUACCAUCUCAACAUCAAUCAUCGGAUACUACGAGUGA
Messenger RNA from Galendromus occidentalis (western predatory mite), 1017 nucleotides. RefSeq lists its product as uncharacterized. The record is from RefSeq and is a predicted model, not a curated record. NCBI's taxonomy places the organism in Eukaryota, Metazoa, Arthropoda, Arachnida, Mesostigmata, Phytoseiidae. Bases 1 to 1017 code for a protein of 338 amino acids. Gene Ontology annotation, cellular component: membrane. The transcript has a single exon.